This is a messenger RNA of Magallana angulata, 2781 nucleotides long. RefSeq names its product chitin deacetylase 1-like. Gene Ontology annotation, molecular function: hydrolase activity, acting on carbon-nitrogen (but not peptide) bonds. The record is from RefSeq and is a predicted model, not a curated record. The transcript has a single exon. Gene Ontology annotation, biological process: carbohydrate metabolic process. Lineage: Eukaryota; Metazoa; Mollusca; Bivalvia; Ostreida; Ostreidae. The coding region runs from base 656 to 2671 and encodes 671 amino acids.
GUGCUGGUUUUGGGGUGGGGUGAGGGGAAAGGGGUUUUUUUUCAUUCUAUGCAACAGAGGCCUAUGUAAAUUGAAAUAGUUUUUUUGGCUUAGUUUUUAAGCUUCAAUUAAUUUAAGUCAUAUUUCAAUUCUUAUCUUCAUUCUUUCUAUAUGAAAUGAAAAUCCCUUAUAAAGGCAAAACAAAAUUCUGCAUACGUAAUCUGAUUGUACCAACGACAAAUAAAACAUACGUAUUUAAUCAAAAAACAUAAAAAAUGAGAGGUUCGCCAGGUAAAAUAGAGAAAGAAAAGGUGCAGUAUGAAGAGAGAAAAAACCCAUGGUCAGAGCAUGCAUAAUAAAUCUAACUGUUUUGGUAAUUAACGCAUGUUGUAAUUGCUCAAACAGAAUUAAUACAGGAUAGUAUACACUACCAGGUAUAAAAGCGAUAUUUCAUUCUUGUUGACAGAGAAGCUCCUAGCGCCUAGCCCCCUAUAUAAAUAUACGUAAACCUACGAAUGGUGCAACCUUGAUUUACAUAAUUAUACAUCAGACAAAAGGCGUUGAUGUGAAGCAUUUAUGCAAAAAAUUAAGGUUGGUCAGAUUUUGAAUUUUAAAGUGUUUAUAUAUUGAAGUAAGUCUGUGACUCCAGAGAAUCAAGUAAUUUCUGCCAAGUAGCAUGAAUUGUCACCUUUUCACAGUAAUUGUUUGGAUCGGAUGUUAUAUAGUCACGCCAGUGUUUUCGGAAUGUAUACAAGACCAGAACUGCUCCCUGCCAUCUUGUUUCUGUGGAACGUUUGAACAUCCUGUCGGUAGAAAAAAUACUCCACAGAUAAUUUAUUUCGCCCUUGAUGAUGGCGUCAACAGCGAGGUGGCUGAGUUCUAUAACAGGCUGUUUCAUCCAAGUAGGAAAAAUCCCAAUGGAUGCCCUAUCACAGCUACCCUCAUGGCCACCAGAAAAGGCACGGAUUUUAACAUCCUACUAGAUUUCUACAACAGGGGUUUUGAGGUAGCCACGCACACAGACACGCCGUCCGCCAUUACCAACACAACCAUACUGGAGCUAGAGAUCAAAACUGAGCGACAGACCAUUUUGGACAAUGUUUUCAUGUCCGCCAAUGACAUUCAAGGAUGGAGAAGUCCCUAUCUAAAAACAGCUGGAGAUGAACAAAUCAGGGUCCUGAAGAAGCUUGGAUACAGGUACGACACUUCAAAGACGUUUGUACGAAAAAACGCAACUGGCGGACUUAAUUCAUUCCCCUUGACUACAGACUUCCCUUGGCCGUAUCCAUGCAAUAUCCCACCCUGCUGGACGCAGUCUCACAGCAACUUCUGGGAGGUUCCUAUUAACGCUUUGUGGGACUACAAAAAAGCAUACCCGUGCCCCACUGCAGAUGGGUGCCACAAUCGACCAGAUACAGAGGAAGAUGCCCGAGAAUUCAUAAUGAUGAACUUCAAAAACUCUUAUAAUGGCAAUAGAGCACCCCUCGGUUUCCACAUGAUGGGGAACUUCUUUCGCCAUGUUCCCUUUUAUCGUGCUAUGGACCGUUUCAUAAAGGAGGUAUUAAUGCUGCCUGAUGUGUAUAUUAUACCGAUUUCUAAAAUGUUGGACUGGAUGGAGCAGCCGGUGCCACUUGCGCAGAUAACUAGGUACGAAUCUUGGAAGUGUGCGCCGCUAGCAUCACCAACCCCUGCCAUGCCAGCUCUCCCGACACUAGCACCAAAACUCAGUGCUGAAAAAUGUGUGCAAGGCCAAAACUGUAACCUUCCUUCGUGCUUUUGCAAAACUUUUGACCACUCGAUGAACAAAGCUGACAUUCCACAAAUAGUCUAUCUGGCCAUAGAUGACGCACUGGACACCUCUGUUUCCGGUUAUUUUGAGAGACUCCUUUUUAACAGAACCAACCCAAACGGCUGUCCAAUCUCUGCAACGUUCUUUGUCCCCACUACUGGCACCAACUAUACCUUAGUCCGCGACUUUUACGCCAAAGGAAUGGAAAUAGGAUCACAUAGCGUAACGCACAAUAAUGUGAUCACAAGGGAGGCCGUUUCCAGAGAAGCUCGACGUUCAAAGGAAAAUUUGGCAACAUAUGCAGACAUACCUUUGUCCGACAUUCUAGGUUACAGGAGUCCGUAUUUAGCAACUGCAGGUGACGACCAAGCCGAUGUUUUGCAAAAUCUAGGAUAUGCUUAUGAUAUAUCCUAUACUUUCACAAGGAGGCCGUCCUAUGCCAAAAAUGUAUGGCCACUAACUGCCGACUUCGCCUGGCCUCUGCCAUGUAACGUAGCCCCUUGUCUCCGACGACCCCACAGAGGAUUCUGGGAAGUUCCUGUGAACUCGAUGUGGGACUACACAAAUACAGACAUAUGUGCAUAUGCCGACGACUGCCAACGCCCGCCUCCCACUCAUGACCACGUGAGGAGGUACCUCACCAACAACUUUAAAAACUCAUACGAAGGAAAUAAAGCACCAUUUGGACUUCAUUUUCAUGGAAGAUGGUUCCAUGAAAGCAGAAACUAUAUGGGCUUUAAAGGAUUUUUGGACUAUUUACAGACACUGCCAGAUGUGUAUAUUGUGUCUGUGAAAAAGAUGUUAGAUUGGAUGCAGUACCCCACACCAAAAAGCCAAAUACAAACUUUUGGACCUUGGAAAUGUGCAGUAAUGAAACGUCCACAAUUUCAACAAUUAUCAUAGAUUUUGCACCUUAACAUUUUAAAGAAUACAUAAAGCUCACUGCAUGCAUGCACCGGUGAAUUAGUUCUUAUACUUGUUAUAAUUUUAGUUAUUUAAUAAAUGUUAUUAUG